AUGGCAAAUAGCGGCGAGCUCAAUCUAAAGCUCCUCCAGGGCGCUACGCCCCGGGAGCAGGCAGUCCACCUCCGCCAUGUCCUCGACAGCAACCCGGCUGCCGUCUCCUCCCUCACUUCUCAGCUCAUCUCCCUUGUUGCCACCGAGACUCUCCCGCCAAUCGUGCUCUGUCUAUGGCCCACCGUCGCCAAUCAACCCGAGGUCGUUGUGGCAGUGAUACGACAGGGGGAAUGCGUCAAUGCCCGCCAUUCAGCCAUCAAGCACUUCUAUCGCCAUCUGCGCAGAGAACAGACGUUUGCAAAGGCCUGGGAAGCUGCCGGCGGUGCCAAGGGAGUCGCUCAGCUGGCGGCAAAGCUCAGUGCUAGCAAUGUGCGGCUUCUACUCAGGUUGCUGGGCGAUACUGCUCGUGCGCAGGGAGCUCGGAAGCAACGGCAGCGAGAGCUAGAGAAACUGCUGGAGUUACUCUGGGGGCAGCAGCAUGAAGAUGGAGAGGAGCGUGCUGCGUUGGAUGUUCGUCCGCUGUGGGAGGCCUAUGUGAAGCUUCUCCCUGCUUGUGGCCCUGCGUUUCGAGUGGACUGGGAGGAAUUCAAGAAGAGACCGACCUCGAGGAGUUGUAGCAGUUUGUUUAUUGAGAUGGAUCAUGAGUUCUUUGAGAGCCAUUACGACGGGAAGCUGGGGCGCAACGAAAUCACCGGCGACGAGUUUCUGGACCGGGCCAAGCCCCUGCUUCUUCAUCGCACAGAGUACGGCCUGCAGGUCCUAGAAAGGUUUCUCGGCAGUCAAGAUCUGCUUGGGGUCUCUCCCGAUACUCUGCUUGAUGUCGUCAUUCAUCCCCUGGGGAAGCGAUCCUUAUCAAGGCGAAGGAUAUCCGACGACACCACCUUUCGCUUCUGGAGACGUGUGUUAACUGGCCUGAAAGAGCGCUCGGCAUUCCAGAGGAGCUUUGACAACUUUGAAUCGCAUUUCAACAAGAUAGUCGCCCGUUUGGUCAAGGUGUGGAAUCACUCACGCGCAAGGGUUGAGUACACGGAGCUGCUGGCGACGCUGUUCUCCGUUCUUCCUGAGGUUAUGGGCAACAGAUUACGGCUGCCAGAUCUGCUACGGAGCGUUGGCAAGGUCAGAAGGUACCAGCUUCUACGCUUGGUCUUGAAGCACACGGCCGGCAAUCGGGUCGAUAUCGGAGACCCUGCCAGUCUGGAGCAUUCAGAGCUUGACAAGUUGUCAUUCCGUUGGCAGACGGUAAUCUUCUUCCUUUUACCGGCGGAAGAGGCAUUGGCUUUGUGGGAGAAGGUCCAAAGAGCAGGCCAAGAUGUUGGGUGGGACAGCGGCCGUAACCUGGGGCUGUUUCCGCUUGUCUCUGAUCGGAAUGACCCUGAACGACAUGGGCUGGCUGAUCGUCACGUCAUGCGGGCUCUUUUGCUGAAACAGAUCCGGAGCUCGGCCGUUCCCGCAUUCUCGUCCGUAGAACUCGACGCCAUGCGGGCUGAGGCUCGUCAAGACGUUUCCAGGAGGAUGAAGAAGGCGACCCAAGGCCGCUCAGCCGAGGAUCGAUCAGAAGCUGCCCUGUCUGCCCUGGCCCUCUGCGUGGCGAUUGGGGAUCUGGAGCUCUAUGCAGAGACGCUCCUCUGGGCCCGACGGUUCAACAAGGAUCCUCUGACGGUCAAGGAAGUGUAUGGUCGACAAAGCCUCAUGACCAGCGAAGGGCAAGGCCUUUUGGCUGUGCUGCAUGAAAAGAUGAAGGAUGACGAAUUGACCGUUUCCGUGAGCGAGCUAACUAACAAGAUACAUUCUGCCAAUACCGUCUUGACCAUCUUAUACGAGACUGCACUUAUGGGAGUGAACGAGCCUAGCUUCUAUUCCUGGGAUUGGAAUUGCACGUUUGAACUGAUUCAGCGUGUUGCUUGUCUACGCCUAGACUGCGCCAAUGACUUCCAAGAUCGGACCGGGAUGUCAGAUGACUCGUUAUAUGAAGCCGUGUGGAAGCCGACGUCUGCCAUGCUGGAGAAGAUGCUGUCUAAUCUUUUCGGUCCCCUUGACACGAGGUUUGAACCCAUAUCACCCUAUGACACUUUGUCUACCUUGAGGAUUGCAGAGCCUCGGAAGCUUCGCGGGCAUACCAUCAGGUUCUUCAACCAGCUGGCCGAGUUUCAAGACUCGCUUUGGGCAGAGGUCCGUCGGCGCGAAACCCCGGCCCUGGUCACGGCGGACGAGAUCUGGCCCAAGGGAGCCACUCUGCAGCAAUUGUCAAGCUAUUUCGGCGAGGCUACGGCGUAUCUCCCCUAUGCGCAGGCACGAGUCGAGACAGUUGUCUUUAUGGACCCUCUCAAAGCUCUGCAGCCUAUCGAGGUCGACGAGGAAGCCCAACUCGCCAUUGGGACGUUUGUAGACAGCUGGCCCGGGGCUCUGCAGCUGUACAUUCAGGUGCCGGGUGAGGAGGAGCGGAAAGAGCGCACCCUGAAAGCAUGGCAGCAGGCCACUGUCGCCUUGAGCAAGAGCCGCAUGUCUCCGGAAGAGGCUGAGCGGUUUUGGUGGCCUGUAUUCCAGGGCGUUGAUGUUAGGAAAAGUGAAGUUGGGAUUGAUGAGGAGGCGGACCAACGUCCGAGGCCGUCUUUACCUGAAGUAGGCCUGGACGAGAGUGGUAUGCAGCCCCUUGAAUGGAAUCCGGACUCUGAAUACGAUCGAAUAUCGCAGCCGGAAAAGGACAAGGCUCUCACACCGACCCUUCUGGAUGUUUUGUUGAGCCGGCCGACCCAAGACGGCAUGACCAGUUUUACCAAGGCACAGAGCUCGAUAUUUGGGGACGUCAAGCCCGUGAUUCCUGGAAAGCCUCGCCCUUGCUCCUUCUGGUCUUCUUUCUUCGCAUCGACAACACCGCUUAGCGGAAGGAGUGCGGAUGCUUAUGCGACUGCGGCAAUUCUGGCAGUGAACAUGAAGGACGGCUUCAACCCAUCGUUGCUCAAGACGCCGUUCCCUAACGCGGAGGCAGUGCGGAUUCCAGCUGUGUACCUGGACCAAGAGUUCUUAGAGCGAGAGGCCGACAAAAACUUGUGCCACCAGUGUCUGGACGUGUUGGAUGAUCUAAGACGUUAUACACCAGCGGGCCUCCUCGUUCAGUUGGCAGAAUCUGUCUUUGAGAGCAUCAAGAGAAGGCCCGAAACAGAAAAGCCGUGCUCGGUUUUCAAUAGGAUCAUCAAGUCCAUCUUGGAUGGAAAAGAUCCCUCGCUGGCGACCCCCCUGAUACGGCGUUUUGUCCUGGAGAAUCCUGAUGCGAGCUCGUGGCAUCGGCUGCUUCUUAAUUCAGGAAGUCUUGAGAAGCUUUCUCCGGCUGACGCGAAGGGGUUCCUUGAGGGCUUUACGGAUGCCAUGCUGGAUCAACUGCAAGAACAGGCGGAGCGACGUGCGGACGAGGACAAGGAGGCUGCAGAUGAAGCGGCGCCAAUCAAGGCGCCCCUUGUCAAGAUUACGACGGUCAAGAUGCUGGCGCAGCUGUUGAGAAAGUCUCCAGUCGUCGAUCCGAGUCUGGCAGUGGACCUCAAUAUCAGAAUUCUGAAGAGGGCGAGCCAUGUAGACAUCCGGACGGCGUCUCUCGAGGGACUGACCCAGGCAUUUACGAAUAGUGCUACCAGCUCUGUCGUGAAGCGGCGGAUACUUGAUGCACUUUGUGAAUAUGCGCUGCCCAUCGCGUCUUCAGCCAACGAGUCACGGCCUUCUACGGACUGGGAUACGUUGACGCCUGACAGCGAAGUUCCCGAGAUAUGCGAAGCAGGGGUUGGAACUGACAGGGUCCCUCGUAUCAUGGAACUCAUCUUAUACGCGGAUCUGGCAAUGGAGUAUCUAUUGCUGCGAACGAAUCCUCCAGAAUGGCUAACUGCCAUUACUCAGGCCGUGAGGGAUAACAAGAAGCUUGCAUACACAAAUUCCGGAAGACAUUGGGCGCAGAUGUGGAACAGCGAUGGUGAUAUGCUCAUGAAGCGCCUGUUGGGGACAAUCUGCUCCUAUCUCAAGAGCGUGGAGGAGGGGAUGGAGCGCGGUGAGAUUACAAAGAGAGCAGGAUAUCAGUCAAUGGACUCGUAUCUCCUUGAAAUCGCAGAGGGUGUUCUCAUGCAGGGGCAAUUGACCAAGUUUGAUGCGUUCAUGGAGAACACGUACAGCUUUGACCGCAACAUGCCAGUCUGGGGAAGGAUUGUGGAAAGAAUCAACGAGUUGAGGACACCUGCCUGGCAGGCCGACUCCAACAGAAAGCCGGCUGUCUUGCCGGAUACGCUGGGACUGAAGAUUCGGAUGCUUAAUCUGCCUCGAUGGAGUCUUUCCACUCCAGAAGAAACAAGAGCUGCUGCCGCGAGAUGUGUAGAGGGAGUGGUCAGGCUGCUGGAGGACAUUGUGGCCGAUCAGAGGCCUUAUAUUCGAAGCUAUGGCACGCUACGGCAGGCGUUGGAAGCCAUUGAGCCAAAGGCGGAGUUGGGGAUUGCACUUGCGGCGACGACACCUGCGCUGGAUGAUGCGAGUGUUGUUACGUUGGUGGACUAUCUCCGUGUCGAGCUGGCGGCGGGCUUGUUGGACAAGAGCCACAUCUUCAAGGCAGGGUUUGGGGAGCCGCAUGAGGAGGAUGUUGUCAAGAGGGCGACGGAGGUGGUGAUGAAGAUGAGUGGGAGUAUCGUGGAGGAGUUUCGGACGCUGGCGGCGCCGUUGAAGGUGAAUAUUGAGAAUACGGAUGGUUGGGAUUGGUGGUCUUAG
This is a messenger RNA of Trichoderma reesei QM6a, 4734 nucleotides long. RefSeq lists its product as uncharacterized. The record is from RefSeq and is a predicted model, not a curated record. The transcript has 2 exons. NCBI's taxonomy places the organism in Eukaryota, Fungi, Ascomycota, Sordariomycetes, Hypocreales, Hypocreaceae. Bases 1 to 4734 code for a protein of 1577 amino acids.